GUUUAGGGCAGCAAUUACUUCCUGGAUUUCCGUGAAACUUCUUCCGAUACGAAGUAAUCACUAUUUUAAGAAUUUAUCAAGCAGUUAUGGGGCUGCCCUGACCAAGAUACGAUUUUAUCGAUGCCAUUUAUUUUAUUGAAACUAGAAGAUGACUGAGAAGUCUACCUUGCGAGUACAUCAACCCAAUGGUGGGUUUAACUCUGUAAAAUGUGGAGAUACUACAGAGUUCAAGACUAUAAUCCAUGCUGUCGUUACCAGAUUAGCAGCUGGUGAAAGGCCGUUAGAAUGUUGCUACGCUAUCCGAUUAGCCGACUCCAAAUCCAGUGACUGUUAUUGGAUUCAUCAUGACCUCACUGUGGGAUUCGUUCGUAAGAAGUAUGAGAGUCUACAUCAUGAUGGUGACUGGAAGUAUGAAUUGCGGAUACGCUAUCUACCGAAAAGUUAUCCAGAUAUGUAUGAAAAAGAUAAAGUCACGUUUUUUUAUUUCUAUGACCAGGUUCGUAAUGAUUACCUGGCCAGCACUGCUGAAAAUAUAGACCAGGACAUUGCCAUACAGCUGGGGUGCUUGGAAAUCAGGAGGUUUUUCAAAGAUAUGCCACAAAUGGCAUUGGACAAAAAAGCCAACUUUGAAUACUUAGAGAAAGAGAUUGGGUUGAAAAGGUUCUUUCCUAGGUCUGCGCUAGAAAGCGUCAAGCCGAAGAAUUUGCGGAAACUCAUUCUACAUUAUUUCAAGCAGUACAGUGGUCUUAAUGAGGAGCACUGCGUCUACCAGUUCUUUCAAUUAUUAGCAACAGUAUCAAUGUUCGAUCAAGAGAAAUUCAAAUGUGCCUUAGGGACUGGUUGGAGCAUAUCAGUGGACCUUGUAGUGAGUCCAAGAGACGGUAUUAGUUGUCUUACAGAUAAGGCAGCCUCUCCAACUCACAUGGCGGACUUCAGCCAGGUUGUUUCUGUGCAAGUCACAUCCACUGAAAACGAAAGAAAGGGAAUCUUACAGUUAAAAAUUGCAGGUGCUAAUGAGGCUGUGUAUAUUACUGUGCCCUCUGUCAACACUGCGGAGGACAUGGCAGAUAUCAUUGAUGGUUAUUGUCGGCUGACGUUGGAUUCCAAACAGUCAUUUAUGAUAAAGCCUCAUCAAG
This is a messenger RNA of Saccoglossus kowalevskii, 1136 nucleotides long. RefSeq names its product focal adhesion kinase 1-like. NCBI's taxonomy places the organism in Eukaryota, Metazoa, Hemichordata, Enteropneusta, Harrimaniidae. Gene Ontology annotation, molecular function: ATP binding; protein tyrosine kinase activity. Gene Ontology annotation, cellular component: focal adhesion; cytoskeleton. Gene Ontology annotation, biological process: signal complex assembly; protein phosphorylation. The record is from RefSeq and is a predicted model, not a curated record.